Molecule: messenger RNA, 726 nt
Organism: Diaporthe amygdali
Lineage: Eukaryota; Fungi; Ascomycota; Sordariomycetes; Diaporthales; Diaporthaceae
Product: fad-linked sulfhydryl oxidase alr
Exons: 2
Coding region: 1-726 (241 amino acids)
Source: RefSeq, a predicted model, not a curated record
AUGCCCGAGCUCAGUGAGAAGACCAGGCAGGAACUCCUCUAUGGGAUUCCCGAGGAGGAAAAGGAGCCUGAUCAUGACUGUAUCGACUCAGAUGUGCCUGUAGACAGGGACGAUAACGACGUGCUUGGCGAUCUCGCCUUCUUCCCAGCAGAGGUGCGGGUCUUGAUUUACCGCCAGUAUUUCUUUGACAAUGGAACGUCCUGCCAUGUUCGCCGGUCAAUGAGAGAUAUCCGUAGCCAACUCAAAGAGGAUGCGGAGGACAAAAUAACACCCAGACCAUGCACGACCGCCCACUCGCUGGCGAGCAAUAUUGACGGCAUCUCCUUGCUCCAGACGAACAAGCGGAUAUGCUCAGAGGCCCUGCCGGAGCUGUACACGCAGGCGCAGUUUCACUUCGACAGGCUGUGCCCACUGCAGCACUUCCUGUCCGCCACGCCGGCGGCGAGCCUAAGCCUCGUGCGUUCGGUCCGGUUCGAGUGGGUGACCUACACGUUCAUCUACGGCUCCGACUACGUGGCGGACUAUGUGGAGCGGAUCUGGGAGCCGGUGUGCGCGAGGCUGAUGGGCUUGGAGGGCCUGAGGGAUCUGACUGUUUCGGUGCGGCCUGGCUGGGCUGGUGGCUGGACAGUGCUGGGUGCGGCGAGGGAGAGGUGUGAGGAUAUGCUGUUUGGGCCUGUGAGGAAGCUGGAGGUCGGGAAUGUUGUGCUGAGGUGUGAGGCGAGUUGA